Molecule: messenger RNA, 1098 nt
Organism: Penicillium chermesinum
Lineage: Eukaryota; Fungi; Ascomycota; Eurotiomycetes; Eurotiales; Aspergillaceae
Exons: 3
Coding region: 1-1098 (365 amino acids)
Biological process (GO): regulation of transcription by RNA polymerase II
Molecular function (GO): DNA-binding transcription activator activity, RNA polymerase II-specific
Source: RefSeq, a predicted model, not a curated record
AUGAGUGGCCACGGCGCAGAGUAUCCCGAGACCAUGGCUUUACGACUCCGAAAGGGAUGCAGGGAAGUCACAACACCUGUAGAACAUUUGAAGGCCGCACGGCUUAUAUGGCAUUUUGAGGAAUUCACUUCCGACACUUUAUUAUUCGGAAAGCGUUUCUGGGUUGAGGAAAUUCUUCCUCUUGCAUUCCAUCAUGAUUAUCUGAUGCAUGCUAUUCUCGCGAUAGCUUCGUCGCAUUUAAGUUUCCUCCUUCCACAGGCGCGUGAGAGUGAAAGAAGCAUGAAAAUCCAUCUCGGGCAUACCCUCCCUGGUUUCAGAAAAGCCGUGGGCACUGUCGCGUCAAUCCAGGAUACAGAUGUGUUGAUUGCAUGCGGUUUCCUCCUUCUCUAUUACAUGUGGUCUGUUCCAUUUUUCAACGAUGAGGGUAACCCAAGCCUCAGUGCUGAUUCUGAUGGCCUGUUCUGGUUCGCGCUCGGGCUGAAAGAAGUGACCGUAACUGCAUAUGAAACCCAAACGCGCGCUCAAGCCCAUGGACUAUUCCAAGACAUCGCCAUCCCGCAAUAUGUCAAAGUAUUGGCCGACAUCCGCAACCGAACUGAGAACGCCAUUUGCUCCUAUGACUUCAACAAGAACUUCUUUGGCAACCUCGAAUCACCGUGUACACAGAACGAUGCAACACCUCCGCCAAGCUGUCGUGAGAUCAAUGCCUUGGAGCGGCUCGCCCCGAUCUUCUACGUCGUAGAUUCAUACUCGAUCGGACUCGAUCUUGCCGACGUGAUGCCAUCGUUCAUGGUAUACUCCUUGAUAUGGCCAACAAAGACUUCCCAGCAGUUCGUGGAUGAUAUCAGCCAAGGAAAAUCGCAUGCAUUGCUUGUCCUGCUUUCUUUCUACGCCAGCGUGUGGCUCGUCCUAGCGGACAGUGCUUGGUGGGCUCACCGUCGCUGCAAAAUUAUGUGUGAAAGCAUUCUGGCUCAAUUGAUUCAUCAAAAUAAUGGCGCUUGCAGCGAGAACCUGCAUGAAAUUACGAGGUACUUUGAUUUCAAGCAAAACGAUGAAGGAAAAUGGGAUGUAAACAAUAGAGUCACACUCCGCGUAUGA